AUGAAACUCCCUCUGACGCUGCAUCCUGCGAACCACCUCGCUGUCCAGUGCCUUCUCCUCCAUGCCGCACUCAGCUCAGACAGCGUCAGCGGCUUCACCAUGGACUACGCCCAGCACGAGCAGUACAACAUGGCCGCCAGUAUCGCACGACUGCGCACGCGCUACAACUGGGAAGGGCGGUUCGGCCCGCGUCAUAUAGUACGGCUGUCGCACUGCUGGGAGGGACUACUGCGCCCACCAGCAGCGACUGCUGCCACCUCCGUGACCGGCCGCAGUGUUGCUCAGUCGACGACGGUAGCGGCAACGACAGGGGCCCCGGUAAAUCGCGUUGACGCGCCGUCGUCGGCACUCGAGACAACGCAGCAGCAGCAGCCGGCAGAUGGCGAUCGCGCUCUGGCCUUUACGGCUCCCGCCCGACUCAUCGCGCUUUACGCCCCUCCCGUCCUCCUUCGCGGGCUGCAACGGCGUAUCCACGACAUGGUCAGCUACGACGCCGCCGUGCACCACGCAUCGCUGCUGCUGCAACUACUCGCUCCAUACGGCGUCCACGUCGCCUUGACCGGCGCCACGCGGCGCGGCUGCCCAUUCUCCCUCCAAGCGGAGUACCUUCUUUGCCUCACGGAGGCGGAGACGCGCGAGGUGGAGGCGGUGCACCCAGACGGCGCUGGUGGGGUGGAGGAGAGCGACAGGGGCGCAGCUGAGCAUGCCGUCAUCGACGACGGCGACGGCGCCAGUGGCAGCGGUGCGUCCGCAGUGAGCACGGCGGCCACUGCCGUUACCGGUCCUCCGAUGCGUGAGGCACCGUGCUCCACGGUGCGGGCAGCGAAGCAGCAGCGGCGCGUAAGGGCGGUGAUGCAGCGUGAUGCGCUGAUGCUGCGUCCGCCGUCACUACCGUCUGCGGCGUCGCGGGCGGCCGCAGCCGGUGUUCCCAGGGAAGAGGCUGGCGGCGGCACCGGGCACCAUCGCCAGGAAGGCAUCCGUGGACGUCUCAGGGGAUCGCUGCGACGACGCCAUUGCGACCGGCACCGUGCCUUCUCAUCGGUCGACGACGUAAGCCCGCAGGUUUCGUACCGCGUGCAACGUGCGCUAGCGAGCCUUGUCCGGUGCGGCUACAUCGUGUCCGCCGCCCAGCCGUUCCCGCCAUCGCAGUCGUGUCUCGAGGCACGCACGGCGAUACGUUUGACAGCGCGCUAUGACCCGCACUUGCCAACGCAGGUGCCACCGCGCGCAUGCACCGACCCCGCCGUGCUCCGGCGCCUGCAGCUGCACCAGCUCGUUCUGCACCUUUGCCCGUGGCAUGCGCUUGCCGCGCGGCAGCUGUUCCUAACGGGGCCGGCUGAUUAUACCACCCACGUGACGCUGCAGGCACUCGAUCACGGCGUGAACGUGAACAUGAACGGCGUCUUCGUGUUUGGGGAAGCCUGCGCGGCGAGCGGUGAUGGCGGAGUGGGCAGCACAACCCCCGUCAUCGCCGCCACGGCUGCGAGCGAGGCUCAUCCUGGUUCCUUGGCAACAGCGCAUCACGAGGGCCAGCCGCAGCGCCGCAGCGACCUUGUCGAGCAGCUGAUCCUGCAGGACGAGGAGGACCUUGUGUCACUGGCGGGUCUGCCGCGUGUUGACCCGAUGCUGCGCGGCCUCUACUGCCAGCAGAAUCAUCUGUGA
This is a messenger RNA of Leishmania mexicana MHOM/GT/2001/U1103, 1662 nucleotides long. RefSeq lists its product as hypothetical. Lineage: Eukaryota; Euglenozoa; Kinetoplastea; Trypanosomatida; Trypanosomatidae. The transcript has a single exon. The record is from RefSeq and is a predicted model, not a curated record. The coding region runs from base 1 to 1662 and encodes 553 amino acids.